Messenger RNA from Spodoptera frugiperda (fall armyworm), 3546 nucleotides. RefSeq names its product AN1-type zinc finger protein 2A. Gene Ontology annotation, cellular component: endoplasmic reticulum; cytoplasm. Gene Ontology annotation, molecular function: zinc ion binding. The record is from RefSeq and is a predicted model, not a curated record. The transcript has 6 exons. NCBI's taxonomy places the organism in Eukaryota, Metazoa, Arthropoda, Insecta, Lepidoptera, Noctuidae. The coding region runs from base 170 to 856 and encodes 228 amino acids. Gene Ontology annotation, biological process: protein targeting to ER; proteasome-mediated ubiquitin-dependent protein catabolic process.
UGUCGUUUCAUCAUUGACUGUCAGUGGAUGACGAAUAAAACGUAUUGUAAUACUUUUGCAACAAACGGGAUAUAAAAGUGUUAACAAAUUUUUGUCGUCAUCAUUGAUAGUGAAGUGCUUGUGGAGGACCAUUUGCGACCAUUAGUGUUAAUUAUUCAGUGCUACAAAUAUGGAGUUCCCUCAUAUUGGAAAGAAUUGUUCAUACAAAUCAUGUAAUAAACUAGACUUCCUGCCCUACAAAUGUGGAGGUUGUAAAGAAAUGUUCUGUUCUGACCACUUUGCUUACACAAAGCAUGAAUGCCCAGCACCAGAUAGACAGAAUGUCCAGGUUCCAGAAUGCCCUUUGUGUGGUAAACCUGUGCCGGGAAAGAGAGGAGAGCCACCAGAUGUCGCUGUUGGAACUCAUAUUGACAACCUCUGUACUUCAGACCCAGCAGUGGAGAGGCGGAGAAAAGUGUUCACAAACCGGUGCACAUUCAAAGGAUGCAAGAACAAAGAAAUGGUGCCGCUUGUUUGCAGCGAGUGCUCUCUCAACUUCUGCCUUCGACAUCGACACGGCAGCGAUCACGCCUGCGAAGGCAAGCUGGCUGCCAAGAGAAGACAAGCAGCUGAAGCAGCUAUGGCUAGGAUGAAAGCGGCAGAAAAUAAAAUUACACACACGCCUGUUGCGGCAAAGGUUACAGCCUUCUCUGAAGUGCAAGGAAACAUGACUGAAGAUGAGGCGUUGGCGCGCGCUUUAGCGAUGUCUAUGCAAGAAGAGAACACUAGCAUACAAGCGCGAGACACCGCCUUCGCGCGUGCGCUCGCUCGACAAAGGGUUGGGGGUGAGCAGAGCUCUAGGUGCUCAGUCUCGUAGCAAGUAAAUUGAACAUAAUAAACUUGUACCUAAUAACAUAAGAAGGAGGCUAUAUGUAAAGUGUAACAGAAUAGUAUAUGUGCAGGCUAUCACAAUAAACAACUAUCGUUUAAGCAUUGUUAAAAAACAUCAUUAUCAUAUCAAUCACAAGACAUCCACUGCUGCAUAGGUUUCCUCCAAUAACUUCCUGAGUCAACUUGUACGACAUUUUCUCGAAUUUACAAGACGCUACAAUAUAAAUUGUUCAGUUUUGUUUACCUGUUCUGUUACACUUUGCAUUUAAACAAGAAACUGGUAUAUUUUGUGGCUACUUUUUAUUUAAAAAACCGUGGUUACGAAUUGUUAUUAUCGAGCCACUUGACUGUUACAUAAUUAUAAUUAUUAUUUUAGGUCACAAAGAAAUAGUCCCUUUCAAUUAUGUUAUAUUUUCAAACUGUAAAACUACAAAUGCAAGAAUAGCCAUCCAGUAACAAAACUUAAGGUUUCAAAUCGCUAGUUUCUUCUUAUGUUAUAAAUAAAUUUUCGUUCUUAUGUACAUAAUAUACUCUUUAUAUAAACAAACAAACCUCUGAAUACCCAUUCCUUAGUCAUUAAUUUAUUGUUUUAUUAAAAUCAUAAUAAAAUUGCAAUCUCGUCAGUUUAGUAAUAUUCAAUGGAUGAGAAGAAAAAACAAAUAAAAAAAAUAUUUUUGUUAGUGUGGCGAGUGCUUAAUAAUUAUGUUAAAAGGUUAAAAGUAUAAGAAAAUUAUUAAAAGACUAAUUAAUUAUCAAUUAAUUUUAAACGUAUCGUGCAGUGGUAAUAAUGACAAGCUAUACUUCAGUAUAAGUUUUACGACUGUCUCAUGGUUUGAGCGGCCGCAAGUGCUACUGCCGAACAUAAGGUCUCGGGGUUGAGUCCCAGAUCGGGUGAGAUAAUAUAAGAAAAUUUUCGGUAUUUCAAAAAUGUUCAAUAGCCGCUCAAAAUCUGGAAUUGUACACGAUGUUUGGUUACAGACUCAAUAUCUGUUACAUGGUUUUAUAUACUCAUAACAUAAUGUUAAAAAAAUUGAGUGUUAUUGUUUGCCCUUUAGUGAAUUAAACCGAGUUAUAUUAUAUGGUGUCAUCACUUCAUAUAGCGAAAAUUCAGCCAUCCUUAUUUUUCAUAAAAAAUAUAUUAAACAUACUUAGUAAGUUGCAUAAAUAAAUAAUUUAUGUAUACCGAAAUUGAUAGUAUAGUCUUGUUGGCCGUAUCUGUACGUUAUUGACAUAUCUCUUAAGGACUGACCUUUAACAGAAACAACUCUGAUUUAUAGGAAAUAAUGGACUAAACUUAGGCUAAGAUCUAUUCGAAUAGUUUGUAAACAAACCAUAAAGGUAGGAUUAAAUAGCCGCUCUGAACAACAUUUCUUUCCCUGUUAAUCAAAAUCUUUAUUAAAAUAAAAUGGGAGUGUAGUGUACCUGCUCGCGGGUAAAUUCAAGAGUUUCUACCUUCACGGUCUGUGGGCAAACAUUUUACAUUGAUCUUGGCCUAAGUAUAAAUUGGUUUAACUCAUUUUACACAAAUUAACGAGGAAUUGGUAUAAUCUAUAAAUACGUGUGUAAUAAAUGUCUAUUUCAUUGUUUGAUGUUAUCGUUACAUGAAAUACUGCACUGAUAAUAAAAAAGUGUUGUUAGCACAAAUUAUUCAAUUGUCAAAAUACUAGAUCUAUUUUAUUGUUAGUGCAAUAUUCAUAUUAACUAAUGUUGCUGUUUCCUACAUAAUAUGUAUAUGUGUAAGUAGUGCAAAUGUAAAAUAAAUAAAUGAAUAUGUAUUUUUAUAUUCUAUCUUGUGACACUCCUAUAUGUGAAGUUACAUAAUCUACACUUGAAUUUAUUAGAUAGAUGUAUACAAUAUGUGUAAUGGAUGUAUAAUUAUCUGUUAUAGCCUAAAAUAUUGUAGACUGUCAGCAUGUUAAACUUUGUUGUUUGAAAUGUAACACUUGGUUAGGGCGAGUACUUUAAAAUCGAUUAAUCUAUGGUGUUAUUCGUCAUGAACAAUUAUAUGAAAUGUUAUAACCGAUGUGUGUAUUCUUGAUUUUAGUGAAAUUAAAGUUUUUGAACAAUCUAGCUGGCUAGCACGCAAUGAUAAAUAGAUAGUUGUUUUAAUUUCACUAGCUGCAAAUCGAGGGAAGUGUUUUAUUUUCUCUACCUCGAUUAAUGAUUUUCGUAAAAGAAAAGAAACUCGGCAGAGAAAAUCGAAUCAAUGUUUAACUACUAGGUACUUGCUUUUUCUGUGCACCCUUUUAGCUGACGAUUCUGCCUUGGAAAUGUGUAAAUGCAGUAGCUAGCAGCCCAACCUUCUCCGACAUUUUAGUGGAUUCUCGACUUUAUGUUAAAACAAUAACGUUGAUAUCUCUUUAAACUCCUGUCUUUCCUUACAAGACGAGGCGGUUGACUUGCUGGCAAUUGUACAAUACACAAAAGUAUAUCUAAUAAUGUAAUACUGGGUUUCCGAACAGAGGAAUACAAAUGACCUGAAUUAUUAUUGAAUGUUUGUUCGACGUAAUGAAGUAACACCUAAUAUUUGCUUUAAUUAUUUAGUUUACAAUUAACAGUCAAUUUGCUUAUACAAUGUACAUUUGCUUGUCCUGCUGAUAAGUCAAAUAUUAAGUUUAAUAUAUUCAAUAUUUUUUGAAUAAAGUGUUGAGAAAAUAAAAUCAUUUACAAAGACUA